GUCCUACACGGCUACACCCACUCUGGUCUGGAAAAGAAACCUACCUAGAGGCGUCCUCCAUCUCUCCGCCGCUCCCUCAGGAUGAGAAAACCACCGAAAUCUAAGAAGGCCCGCAAGCAGAAGCGGGAGUCGGAGGUCGAAGAAAUCAAGGUUCUAAAUUCAUGGAUCGAAUCCCAGAAACCCGACUGCGGGUCCAAUCCCAUGUCUCUCCCACCUUUACCCACAAAAUCACCCAUUGGCCGCCUGGACUCCACACCCACCUUUUCUCGCUAUGCUGGCACCACCAGCUUCCAUCAGUUGCCGAUUUCCAAGAGGACCAAGGACGCCUUGCGCCGAGCUAACUUCACCCACAUGACCGAUAUCCAGAGGGCGUCUUUGCCUCACGCGCUCUGCGGCAGAGAUAUUCUCGGUGCCGCCAAGACUGGCUCCGGCAAGACUUUGGCUUUUGUAAUACCGGUUGUAGAAAAAUUACAUAGGGAGAGAUGGAAUCCUGAGGAUGGGGUAGGCAGCAUCAUAAUAUCUCCGACAAGGGAAUUAGCUGCUCAAACUUUUGAUGUACUAAAAUGGGUUGGCAAGUACCAUAAUUUUAGUGCUGGACUCUUAAUUGGUGGUCGUAAAGAUGUUCAAGUGGAAAAGGAGCGAGUUAAUGGUCUCAACAUACUAGUCUGUACUCCUGGCCGUCUUCUUCAGCACAUGGAUGAGACACCAAAUUUUGAUUGUUCCCAGCUUCAGGUUUUGGUCCUUGAUGAGGCAGAUCGUAUUCUUGAUGUGGGAUUUAAAAAGACACUGAAUGCAGUCAUCUCACAGCUACCUAGGAGAAGACAAACUCUUCUCUUCUCAGCAACUCAAACAAAGUCGGUUCAAGAUCUUGCAAGACUAAGUUUGAAGGACCCAGAGUACCUCAGCGUGCAUGAGAAGUCUACUAGAGCCACUCCCAAUCAUUUACAGCAAACAGCAAUCAUUGUUCCACUGGAUCAAAAAAUAGACAUGUUGUGGAGCUUCAUAAAGGCACAUCUAAAUUCUAGGAUUCUAGUGUUUCUAUCAACCCGCAAGCAGGUAAAAUUUGUCUUUGAAGCAUUUAAAAAGCUGCGUCCUGGAAUACCCUUGAAGUGUCUUCAUGGUAAGAUGAAGCAAGAGGGAAGAAUGGGAACAUACUCACAGUUUCAUGAAAAACCUUCAGUUCUCUUCUCGACUGAUGUGGCUUCAAGAGGCCUUGACUUCAACAAGGCAGUUGACUGGGUUGUUCAGGUGGAUUGUCCAGAAGAUGUUGCAUCGUACAUACACAGAGUUGGCCGAACUGCCCGCUAUCAUUCUGAAGGGCGAUCUGUUUUAUUUCUGAUGCCCUCAGAACAGAAAAUGCUUGAGAAAUUAGAUGCUGCAAGAAUACCCAUUCAGUGCAUCAAGGCUAACAACAAAAGGCUUCAACCAGUGUCUUCAUUGUUGUCAUCUUUGCUAGUCAAGUAUCCUGAUACACUCCUGGGUCUGGCAAAAAGGGCCUUUAUCACUUACUUGAAGUCCAUUCAAAAUCACAAGGACAAAGAAAUUUUUGAUGUGUCGAAACUGCCACUUAAUGAAUUUUCAGCAUCUAUGGGUCUACCAAUGACCCCCAGAAUCCGUUCUUCAAAUCAGAAAAUGAAGUCCAAGACAGAGGGAGAACUAUAUCCUAUUGGCGAACCAGAAAGUUCUGACAUGGAGAACGGAUUGGAGAUUCCCAAAGAGGAACUUGAUAUUGGUGAUUUGAAUGAGGGGGAAGUGGAUAACGAUGUUCUUCUAACAAAUGAGGGAACAGAGGAAGGAACAAAAAUUGGAGAUGAUGAGCCAGUGACUCCAGUCAUGAAGAAAAGGAAUGGACCUAUGGGAACUAGGACACACUUUAAUGAUUCGGGCAACCCGAUAUCGCCCUUUGCAAAGAUGGCUGGUACCGUACAUGCUAGUGAUCCCAUAUUGCUUGAUGAACUUAAAGACAAGAAACAAAAAUAUUAUGAUAAGGUUAGGGAAGAAUUGAAGAGAUCAGAACCAGAAGACAAGAUUCUAGACCGCCAGCGUUGCAAUGAAAAACGAAGGAAAGAGAAGAUGAAGAGGAGUAGAGUGAAUGAAGGAGAAGAGGAACAGGAUGAUCUUUCUGAUUCCAAAGAAGAGCCAUAUGAGUAUCGACCAUGCAAAAGGGUAAAGAACAAAAAAUGCAAGGAAAAAGAAGGGGUUUGCUGCUGACUUCUCCUUUAAAUUAGUUUUGGCUCAAGAUUUGUUAUAAUUCUAGCCACCUGCAAUUGUAGAAAGUAAUCCCUAAAUUUUAAGUUGACAAUAUAUUUAUAGGGGAGGAAUCCACACUAUCUUUUGCAAUCUGCACUCCCUCUCGUAUUUUCAAUAUUUUUGACGAGUUGUGUUAUAAUUUAUCCCAAAAUGCUCAAUCCUCAUCUCCUUAUUCCCAGAUUAAGUCCUGAGAUACCGUGUCUU
Rosa rugosa (rugosa rose) is the source of this 2454-nucleotide messenger RNA. Its product is annotated as DEAD-box ATP-dependent RNA helicase 32-like. Gene Ontology annotation, molecular function: ATP binding; nucleic acid binding; RNA helicase activity. Gene Ontology annotation, biological process: rRNA processing. Gene Ontology annotation, cellular component: nucleus. The record is from RefSeq and is a predicted model, not a curated record. The transcript is spliced from 8 exons. NCBI's taxonomy places the organism in Eukaryota, Viridiplantae, Streptophyta, Magnoliopsida, Rosales, Rosaceae. Bases 82 to 2211 code for a protein of 709 amino acids.